This is a messenger RNA of Rhinichthys klamathensis goyatoka, 1572 nucleotides long. RefSeq lists its product as uncharacterized. The record is from RefSeq and is a predicted model, not a curated record. Lineage: Eukaryota; Metazoa; Chordata; Actinopteri; Cypriniformes; Leuciscidae.
AUGCUAAACAGCUCUCCUUUGCCAUCAUUGGACUUGAACGAGUGGUUUUUCACUGCCAAAACUAAACACCAUAGUACUUCAGCCUGUAGCGUAACGGUGGUGGUGCAGAUCGUCUGUAUGCUGGUGGUGGGAUUACUGGCAGUGGACUGCGAGGAGCGAGCAGGCAAGGUUGAGGGAGCAGUGGAGGUUGAUGGCGUCGAUGUAGCCGUUGGUCCAGCGCAAAACAGCGACAGUGGUAGCUGGGUGUUACGUCCUCCCCGCAUCCUGGCUUUGUGGCUAGUAGACUCCCUGUGGGAAUUAACCGCCUUCACCCCCAUCCAAUGGUUUGGUGUUGUGGUGUUAUCAUUCUUACCGGGUCUCUCUGAAGAAACUCUGACUUCACAAGAGCUUGGUGUUUAAAACAAGGAAGACCUUGUUUUGGUACAAGAAAAGGAUCUAGAGAGAUACCUUAGACCUAUUCAGUGUCGAAAAUUACUGAACGGAUUUCAAGGCCUUGCAGAGGUUGAUUUGGAACUGGUUCCUGUCCCCUCUCCAACCUUCAUCCCCAGCUCCUCAAGCACUCCUUGCACCAUACCAUCAAGCUCCAUGCACUCAAGACACUGUUUGCAGCUUGGCAGACCGUGGCAAUGGCAUGCAGACUUCCAAGUCAACUAGGAUAGGAUGUCAGCGGCAAUUCGAUAUCAGGCAAUAACGAAUAAAACAAGACCAUCACCAGGAGAUAGAAAAGAUAUGGUGAAGGCAGUGGUGGAUCAAAUGUUUGAGCAUGAUCGUAACCCAACUAGAGCAAUAUGUCAUCAGGUUGUUCGAAGCAUUGUGAGGAGCCAUCCGAAAUGUUUCGCUGAUGUUGCAAAAAAUGGAGACAUCCACAGUGAUGGUUGUUAUUCUCUUUUGCAGCAAAUUAUAACUAGGGUGGAAUAUAAAAACGGAAACAAUAUUCUUGUGAGAUGACGCAGAAAGAGAAAGAGAAGGCCACGCAGUGAGGUACCAGAGGAAAAUAGAGGCAUGGCAAGAGGCCCUGUGGAUCAGUAUGGCUGUGUCAGGUGGUGUCCUGCAGAAAUUCCGCCAGGUGAAACAGAGGCGUCAUUGGAUGGCAUCAAAAGUCAUCUCCUCAACAUCUACUCAGAGGAAGGCAUGAGUGGUGCUGAGAGAGUUGAACCUCUGAUGGAGAAGACCUACGUCAUUCAGCGCCGCUAUCUGAACAGUAUGCCUGCACCAGCCAUUGCAGUGGUUUAGGAGGAAUGGCAUCCAUUUUUCACCAUUUUUUCCCACUUCAGUCUUUUGACUGAUGUCUCCAUCCUUGUGAAGUUUCGAGAGGCCCUGGAUAACAAAUGCAACACCAUUAUGAAGUCCUGCCAAGACGUCAACGGUCAUCAAGGGGUGAAAGAUGUUCUGGCUUAUUUUGAACCCAAGGCUUCAGACAAGGCUGCAUGUGUUCUUCUCCUCCUGAUGGCGUACUUCAAAGAGUCCAAAGAUGCCAUUGUGCUUGAUGUUGAUGUGUGUGCCAUAGCCACUGACAUUGAAAGGACGGUAAUGCUACCAAGCACCCCUCGCUUGAUUGUCCAAGGGCUGUAG